Spirometra erinaceieuropaei is the source of this 555-nucleotide messenger RNA. The record is from the annotation of a GenBank genome assembly. NCBI's taxonomy places the organism in Eukaryota, Metazoa, Platyhelminthes, Cestoda, Diphyllobothriidea, Diphyllobothriidae.
AUGGACAAUGUCCUCGUCCGGAGGCGAGAUCAGCGGGACGUGCUGGUGACGAAGGCGAUCGCGGGUGCUGACGGGUGGAUCGACCAUCGCCUCGUCAUCUCGAAGAUGCGUAUUCGCCUACAGCCUCGCAGGAGACCACAAGGUAAGCGACCCCCAGGUAAGCUGAAUGUUGCUUUGUUGUCUAUGCCCGCUCACCAUCUUCAUUUCAGCAUUGAGCUAGCUCAACGGCUAGGCAACCUUCCUAUCGCUGCCGACGACGCCGCCGCCGCCGCUGCCGAGAACGCCUCCGUGGAGAACCGCUGGUGUCAACUGUGUGACACAGUCCAGUCGACGGCGCUCGCUGUCCUCGGUCGCGCUCCCCGCCAACACCAGGACUGGUUCGACGACAACGACGCCGCCAUCAGAAAUCUGCUAGCUGAGAAGAACCGCCUACACAAAGCCUACGUAGAUCAUCCCUCUGAUGCCACCAAAGCUGCCUUCUACCGCAGUCGCCGCCAACUUCAGCAACGACUGCGCGAGAUGCAGGACGCCUGGACUGCUCGCAAAGCUGAGUAG